Molecule: messenger RNA, 1910 nt
Organism: Stegastes partitus (bicolor damselfish)
Lineage: Eukaryota; Metazoa; Chordata; Actinopteri; Pomacentridae
Gene: sil1
Product: SIL1 nucleotide exchange factor
Exons: 10
Coding region: 117-1271 (384 amino acids)
Cellular component (GO): endoplasmic reticulum
Molecular function (GO): adenyl-nucleotide exchange factor activity
Source: RefSeq, a predicted model, not a curated record
CAGCAGACGUGGGAUGCUUGCGGGAAGAAGUCGGAGUGUUUGUGAGGUUUAAUUCAAGAGAAGGAAACGUUUAAAGAAAACCUCUGUGGCCCUGUGGUCUCAGUGAAACAGCCACCAUGAGGCUGAUGGUCAGAAAAUCUUCAUCUGACUGCUUUGUUCUCACUUUUCUCAUGUUGCUGCAUUGCUUGCACGUAACCAGCGUUCUUGGCCAGAAGUCUGAAGGCGCCUUAACUGUGGUGGAGAACACAGCAGGAGGAGGAGGAGGAGGAGGAGGCGGUGCUGAUGAAGAAGAGGAGGUGAAGGUUGUUGACGAUGAAGAGGAUUUCGAGGUCGCCCAGCCGACUGAGCAGUGGCAGACGCUCAGACCAGGCCAGGCAGUGCCAGCUGGUUCCCAUGUGAGGCUGAAUCUACAGACAGGAGAGAGGGAGAUCAUGAGACGCCUGCUGGACCAGUUUAACAGCAGCAACUCUACGACGGAGCAGAGACUUGGCAUCCUGCUGGAGCUGGAGUACAUGGUGCAUCAGGUGGACAACGCUCAGACGCUGUGCUCAAUGGGGGGUCUUCAGUUCAUUCUAGAAGGUCUGAACAGCUCUGACUUCAGGUUCCAGGAAAGGUCUGCCUUUGUCCUGGGAUCUGCUUCAGCCAGUAAUCCAGUGGUUCAGGUGAAAGCUGUGGAGAGUGGCGCCCUGCAGACCCUGUUAACCACACUGGCCACUGCACAGCCGCUCAAUGUCAAAAAGAAGGUUCUGUUUGCAGUCGCCUCCCUCCUGCGUCACUUCCCCUACGCACAGCAUCAUUUUCUGUCACAUGGUGGGCUGCAGGUCCUGUCAGAGCUGUUCAGGGCUGAUGGAGGUGGAAUUCUACGUACACGUAUUGUCACGAUGCUGUAUGACAUGAUCAGUGAGAAGGAACUGAUCUCCCAGGCGGGUUUGGAUCCAGUCCUGGAUGCCUCCCAUGAGGAGCGGGUGCGUCAGUACUCCAAAGUGUCCCUGCAGGGACAGCUGUUAGAGAAGGGCUGGUGCAGUCUGGUUCCACAGCUGCUGGAGUCCACUGAGCAUGACUACAGAGAAAAGGCUCUCCGGGCUUUGUUGGCCAUGGCUCCUGUAUGUUUGGAUCACUACCGUUCAGACGGCGCUUUGCUGGGCUCUCUGCUCUAUCUCAGAGACCAGUACCAGGAAAUGGUUCAGUCAGAAAUGAUUCUCGGAGAAGAGAACAGCUACUUUGCAGAGAUUAUAGAACUAAUAGAUGCGCUGCAAGUCAAAAUGAAAUGACCAGAAGAUUGUACAUGGACAUGUUCUACCACUUCUUAACCACUCCUCAAGUACAGACGGACAGUUCUUCAAACACGAGUGCAAAUUAAGGACAAGGAUCACAUCUGUGAACACUUUAAGCAGACCCAGUAGAUGAUCUCUGUUCUCUGUUUUGAGCCUCAUUGCCUCCUCUGCCAUCUUGUUUGUGACCCAAAAAUCUUGAAAGGUGUUUUCAUUUUUGAAAUGCACCUUGAGGAGAGAGGAAACUUGAUUAGGAAUGCAGAGGUGUACGCUCAUAUCCUUUGCAGAAGUUUCGUUGGCAAACAUUAUUUAAUUGAUGUCACUUGAAAACAACAGCUUUGAGGCAAGGAUGCAUAAUGUUGUUAAAUUUCUGUUCACCCGACCCUCUCUCCUUGUGUCUCUUGCUCGCCACCUCCACGAGCAUCUCAGGUGGGUGGAACUAAGGUGUGAGAAUAGUGGCUGAGAAAAGGAAUCGAUGACAGAUAAACUUAAAAACCAGAAGAUUGAUACGACCAGCUAAUUUCCUUGAUUGCCUUUGAACCGUUUGCAGGAGUGGAGGGGAUUGGAGAUAGAUUUAUCUUUUUAAGAUUGUUGUGGGAAAAUAUUUUUGUUGUUAUUAAAAAAUAUAUUAUUUUAAAA